Molecule: messenger RNA, 1224 nt
Organism: Rana temporaria (common frog)
Lineage: Eukaryota; Metazoa; Chordata; Amphibia; Anura; Ranidae
Product: serine protease 33-like
Exons: 5
Coding region: 191-1189 (332 amino acids)
Biological process (GO): proteolysis
Molecular function (GO): serine-type endopeptidase activity
Source: RefSeq, a predicted model, not a curated record
GGCUGGUGGAAGACAGGACUGACCAGAAAGUAAACCAGAGCUCAUCGUCUAUCUAAACUACAUUAGCAUCAAGAAUGAGGAAGCUGAAAUGGUUUAAAUUCAUGAACAGAAAAUUUUGUUUUUCACAGAAAAGAGAGAGAGAGAGAGAGAGAGAGAUAGAUAGAUCUGCUGAAAAUCCUCCAGGACGGGAAUGAUCACUGUACUCAUUCUAAUAACCACAGCCGGAAAUGCUUUUGGUGCUGAAGAUAUUUCAGUGUGCGGUUCCCCCUCGGUGUCCAGUCGGAUAGUUGGCGGUACAGAUGCGUUGGAUGGGGUGUGGCCCUGGCAGGUCGCUGUUAGAAAUAAAGAAUUAAAUGGAGAAUAUUUAUGUGGGGGAUCCCUGAUCUCACAGGAGUGGGUUAUGACGGCAGCGCAUUGCAUCCACCAUCCUAUCCGGGUACCGAAUUAUAAAGUAUAUUUGGGCAUGCACCGGCUGUAUGUGAUCAGCCCUCAUACAGUUGUUGCCGAUGUAAGGACUAUCAUUGUCAAUAGUCAAUAUACAAACAGUGAGAGCGCUGGAGACAUCGCCCUGUUGCGACUGGCCACUCCUGUCUCCUAUACUAAGUACGUCAUGCCAAUCUCUCUGCCAUCUUCCACUACCAUCUUUCCCUGUGGAACGGAGUGCUGGCUUACUGGCUGGGGUGCAAGAUAUUCUGCAGGGAGUGUAGUUUUAUAUGCGACCCUCCAGGAGGUCAUGGUUCCUCUAAUAGACCGCAAUACAUGUCAAAAAAUGUUUUACAAUGGAAAAGAUGACAUCACCAUCCAGUACGAUCAGAUCUGUGCCGGCUACAAGAAUGGGGGGAAGGACUCCUGCCAGGGGGACUCAGGAGGACCUCUGGUGUGUAAGGUCCGGGGCGUAUGGUACCAGGUCGGAAUUGUGAGUUCUGGAAUGGAAUGCGCAGCCCCCAACCUCCCCGGGGUGUACACACUGGUGACAGCCUACCAAACCUGGAUCAGCACCUACCUGAACGUUCCAUUCAAUGAUGUGUCAAAUAUCCCGACACCAACGAGGACAUGUGGAGAAAGUCUCUUCAACACGGGGUACACCAAUGAUCUUUUACCAACAUCCAGCUUUUCACGCCAUCGCUGGGUUAUCCUGGUCCCAACUAUUCUUCUGAUGACUCUAAUACAGUGGUUCUCAACCCUCUAGUGCCGUGACCCCUUGAACAAAUUUCCCAAGUUGUG